Molecule: messenger RNA, 1873 nt
Organism: Sebastes umbrosus (honeycomb rockfish)
Lineage: Eukaryota; Metazoa; Chordata; Actinopteri; Perciformes; Sebastidae
Product: Fc receptor-like protein 3
Exons: 9
Coding region: 275-1681 (468 amino acids)
Biological process (GO): cell surface receptor signaling pathway
Molecular function (GO): transmembrane signaling receptor activity
Source: RefSeq, a predicted model, not a curated record
AGUUUUCCCUUCAAAAGAAGUAUAAAAUGAAUGAUAGUAAGUUCAUGUACGUGAGCAGAUUCAUUUCUAAUGAACUCAGCACUGGAUUUAUCUUGAUACAAUCUUUACUGCAGCUCCUUCCUGCGGUGGUCUGUUGUUCUUUUAGUGCAACGCCUGUGAGCUGUACUCACAUCCGCUGCCCAGCCUCCGUGUGGUUUCUAUUCUAUUGAACAGGAAGCUUUCACCUCAUUUGGUGUCAUUUUUACGGCCAGUGAAGAUUCAGCCUGCAGAGAUCAUGAACACAGCACUGCUUUUCCUCUGGGUUUCGGUAGUUUCAGUGUCGUUGAGCGUCUGCCAGCCGUCUGUCCACAGCCGCGCCUCUGUGACGGUCAAUCCCAGCUCGUCUCAGCAUUUCGAGUACGACAAAGUUACCGUGAGUUGUGAGCAGUUGGGCUCUGACUGGACGGUGUGGAGAUACACGACAGAUCGUUUGGAGCUGUCCCAGUGUGGGUCGGACUGGGGUGACCAGACGUCCUCCGGCUGCGAGAUAAAGACCAUCAAACUGUCUGAUGCCGGAGUUUACUGGUGUCAAUCCAAACACCGAGACAGCAGCAACGCCGUCAUCAUCACCGUCAUGGGUGGACCAGUGAUCCUGCAGAGUCCCCUCCUCCCUGUGAUGGAGGGAGAUGACAUCACUCUGCGCUGUAGGAAUAAGACGCCCUCCAGCCUCCCAGCUGAUUUCUAUAAAGAUGGCGCCGUCAUCGGGACUGAGCCUCUAGGUCACAUGGCCAUCCACCAUGUUUCCAGAUCUAACAAAGUCGCCUACAAGUGUAACAUUGGCGGCCGAGAGUCUCUUCCCAGCUGGCUGCUGAUGAAAGAUGAUUCUGACCCGCCCACGCUCAAGGCGUCUCCUGACUCGUCCCAGGUGUUUGAGUACAAGAAUCUGUCUCUGAGCUGUGGGGACAACAAUAGCUUUGACGGGUGGAAGAUCGUCAGGUCCAGAACCACCGCCACCAAUACUGGGGGCAAGAAAUCCACGUGUGGAGAAGAAUGGGGGACUGGUACCUCCACUAGCUGUCACCUCGACACGUUGAAGCAGACGGACAGCGCCACCUACUGGUGUGAGUCUCCUGCAAAGCAGCGGAGCAACUGUCUCAACAUCACCGUGCACGAUGGACCAGUGAUCCUGCAGAGUCCUGUCCUCCCUUUGAUGGAGGGUGAUGACGUCACUCUGCUCUGUAGGACAAAGACGUCCUCCAGCCUCUCAGCUGAUUUCUAUAAAGAUGGCGCCCUCAUCAGGACUGAGCCUGCAGGUCACAUGACCCUCCACCAUGUUUCCAGGUCUGAUGAAGGCCUCUACAAGUGUCUCAUCAGCAGUGAUGAGUCUCCACCCAGCUGGCUCACUGUCACAGGUAGACCUACAAUCACGGCUCCGCCCACCUCUACAGCCCCGCCCACCUCUACAGCCCCAUCCCCUGCCUUAGACCCCCUCCACCUUGUGAUCAGACUGGUCUGCCACCUGGUGGUGUUCUGUCCUUACUGCAUCUCCACUUUCAUCAUGGUGUCUUUAUAUCGACACAGGAACACAGGAAGUGAGCUGCCCGUCUCCGUGGUGAUGACCCCGCCCACCCAGGCUGAGGAGGGAUUGGAUGAUGACUACGGUGAUGUCAUCACUGCGGUCACCACGGAGCAUCAGUUCUGAUCUGAUCUUAAAUGAAGAUGAGGACCGGUGGAGGACCCAGAAGGGUUCCCUAAGGAACUCCACAUGUUGUAGUUUGACUUGUUGAAGUCUUUAAAGCAGCUGUCAGGAUCAACUCGGUCCGGUUCAGUGAGGAAUGUUCUGGACAGAGCAGUCCACAUGUUUUUGGUCCAAAUUAAAGCUGACAUUUGUUCA